AUGAGUGACAAUCAUAUACUUCGACCAAUUGAUAAAGAAUUUUAUGUAGAACGUGGUGGAAGCUGUUGUUCUAAUUCAGUUGACUCUACAUUUUCCUUUGAAACAGAAAUAGAUCAUAGCGAUAAAGUAAUUGAAAAAUUAUCACAUUUAUGUUUCUCUGAAAGUUUAAGUGAUGUAACUUUAUCUAUUAGUGGAACUAAAUUACCAGCUCAUAAAAUGGUUCUUGCAUCUAGAUCAGAUUAUUUUAAAAGUUUAUUUAAUUCUGGUAUGAAAGAAACCGUAUCUAGUGAGGUAGUAUUACAUGAAAAUAAUAUACAGGCUUUGAAAAUAUGUUUAAAAUAUUUGUAUACAGGAAAAAUUGACUUUCAUUCAAUGUCCAUUGAUAUGGCUAUAGAUAUUUUUAUUAUAUCAAAUAAGUAUGCAUUUGAAGAUUUAGAAGAAUUAUGUACAAAAUAUUUUAAAUUGAAUAUUGAGGAAAAAAAUAUUUGUUCAUUGUUGAUGGUUUGUUUGGCGUAUGAUUUAAAAGAAGUUGAAAAUUUAGUUUUACGUUAUAUUGAUAAACAUGGAAAUGAUAUAUUAAAUUUACCAGAAUUUUUAGAUAUCCCUGGACAUUGUGUUGAAAAUAUAAUAUCAAGAAAUUCUUUUCUAGCUGAUGAAGAAAAUAUUUUUAUUACAAUUCAAAAAUGGUUAUCUGUAAGUAAAGAAAGAGAAUCAUUUAAAGAAUGUUUAACUAAACAUAUUCGUUUACCAUUACUUUCAAUAGAAUGUCUUUUUGGUCCUAUAAGAGAUUCUAAAUUAUUUGAUGCAAAUGAUAUACUUGAUGCAAUAAAAGAAAAGUAUGAAAAAAGUUAUACAAAUUUAAAUCAUAGGUGUUUUGUAAAGAAAGAGUAUGAUGUUAUGUUAAAUAGAUAUCAAAUUAUAUCUGGUGAUAAUCCUUCUAAGUUAACUUUACUACCCUCAUAUUCUCAUAAAAUGGAAUGUGAAAAUAAGGCAACUGGACAUGUAAUAGGAAAUGAUUCAGAAGGGGUAGUAAUUGAAUUUUCAAAUAAAUAUCUUAUUAAUAAUAUAACUUUUCGUUUGUUAGAUUUUGAUCAACGUUAUUUUUCUUAUCAUAUUGAAAUAAGUAUUGAUGGUAAAGAUUGGGUAAGAUUAAUUGACUAUGACAAAUAUAAUUGUAGAGGAGUACAAAAUUUAUUUUUUAAAGAAAGGCCUGUAAAAUUAGUUCGUGUUCGUGGUACUAGUUCAUCAAUAUUAAACUUAUUUCAAAUACUUACUUUUCAUGCUUUAUAUACUUGUAAUCCAAGAAAAGUUGACUCAAUUACAAAUAUUGUUAUACCGGAAAGGAGUAUUGCAACAACUAAAGAAAAUGCUUUAGUUAUUGAAGGAGUUUCUAGAACUAGAAAUGCAUUAUUAAAUGGUAAUUAUGAUGAUUAUGACUGGGAUAACGGAUAUACAUGUCAUCAAUUAGGAUCAGGUUCUAUUACAAUAUCUUUUCCUCAACCAUAUUUAGUUAGUACAAUGAGAUUAUUAUUAUGGGAUCGUGAUGAUAGAUAUUAUUCUUAUUAUAUUGAAAGUUCUGUUAAUGGAAAGACAUGGAAACGGAUUGUUGAUAAAACAAAUGAGGAAUGUCGUAGUUGGCAAAAUUUAGAAUUUGAGUCUGAAAUUAUUAGUUAUGUUAGAAUUGUUGGAACACACAACUCUGCCAAUGAAGUUUUUCAUUGUGUUCAUUUUGAAUGUCCAUCAAAUUUAAAAGUUAAAAGUAUUGAAACAGAAACUAUGGAAGAUUCUGUAUCUCUUUUGGAAGAAAAAAAUGAUAUCAGUAAUUUAUAA
Strongyloides ratti is the source of this 1830-nucleotide messenger RNA. Its product is annotated as BTB/POZ-like domain and Coagulation factor 5/8 C-terminal type domain and Galactose-binding domain-like and BTB/POZ fold domain and BTB/Kelch-associated domain and BTB/POZ domain-containing protein. Lineage: Eukaryota; Metazoa; Nematoda; Chromadorea; Rhabditida; Strongyloididae. The record is from RefSeq and is a predicted model, not a curated record. The transcript has 3 exons. Gene Ontology annotation, molecular function: protein binding. The coding region runs from base 1 to 1830 and encodes 609 amino acids. Gene Ontology annotation, biological process: adult locomotory behavior; modulation of chemical synaptic transmission; circadian behavior.